Molecule: messenger RNA, 905 nt
Organism: Mus pahari (shrew mouse)
Lineage: Eukaryota; Metazoa; Chordata; Mammalia; Rodentia; Muridae
Product: chymotrypsin-like elastase family member 2A
Exons: 8
Coding region: 18-833 (271 amino acids)
Biological process (GO): proteolysis
Molecular function (GO): serine-type endopeptidase activity
Source: RefSeq, a predicted model, not a curated record
ACGUCCACGGACACACCAUGAUCAGGACACUGCUGCUAUCUGCCUUGGUGGCUGGAGCCCUCAGCUGCGGGUACCCCACUUAUGAAGUGGAGGAUGAUGUGAGCAGGGUAGUUGGGGGUCAAGAGGCCACACCCAACAGCUGGCCCUGGCAGGUCUCCCUGCAGAUCCUUUCCUCCGGAAGGUGGCGCCACAACUGCGGAGGCUCCCUGGUGGCCAACAACUGGGUUCUGACAGCUGCCCAUUGCAUCAGCAACUAUCAGACCUACCGUGUGCUGGUGGGCAGACACAGCCUCUCCACCUCGGAAGUCGGCUCCGCGGCUGUUCAGGUCUCUAAGCUUGUGGUCCACGAGAAGUGGAACUCCCAAAACGUCGCCAAUGGCUAUGACAUUGCCAUGGUCAAACUGGCCACCCCAGUGGUCCUGAGCAAGAAGAUCCAGACAGCUUGCCUCCCACCCGCUGGCACCAUUCUGCCAAACAACUAUGCCUGCUAUGUCACAGGCUGGGGCCUGCUGCAGACCAACGGGGCCAGUCCUGACACCCUGAGGCAGGGCCGCCUGCUGGUUGUGAACUAUGCCACCUGCUCCAGCGCUAGCUGGUGGGGAAGCACCGUGAAGACCAGCAUGGUGUGCGCUGGUGGCGACGGCGUGACCUCCAGCUGCAAUGGGGACUCCGGCGGACCACUGAACUGCAAGGCAUCUAAUGGCCAGUGGCAGGUGCACGGGAUCGUGAGCUUCGGCUCCUCUCUGGGCUGCAACUACCCCCGCAAGCCAUCCGUCUUCACCAGGGUCUCCAACUACAUUGACUGGAUCAACUCGGUGAUCGCAAGGAACUGAAGACUUCGCUGCGACUGUCCCCCUGGAAAUGCCAUAGAAAGGAAAUAGUAAUAAAGUAAUUUAUGAAUCACA